Microstroma glucosiphilum is the source of this 1496-nucleotide messenger RNA. RefSeq lists its product as hypothetical. NCBI's taxonomy places the organism in Eukaryota, Fungi, Basidiomycota, Exobasidiomycetes, Microstromatales, Microstromataceae. The transcript has 2 exons. Bases 305 to 1363 code for a protein of 352 amino acids. The record is from RefSeq and is a predicted model, not a curated record.
GAAGGCCAUGUUCGAUCGAUCUAGACAAGAUGAAGAAUGACUACCGCUCGCUACGAAGUACGGCACUCUGCAAGGAGAAAGGGGAUGUAGAUAGAAAGAAGGGGAUGGGGAAAGUAGGUAGGAACAUGCAUGAUGUUGAAAGUUGGGAAUGGUACGUGUAAUGGUAAGCUUUGUUGAAGUAGCUUCGAAGAAAACUCAAGCUGCAAGCAAUCAAGCAAAGAAAGUGGACAAGGAGGACAGCGAGGCAAGCAGGCAUUAAGCGCGCGCGCCAGCAGGAGCAGCGGGAGGGAUAGCAGCAGCUGUAAUGGUAGCGGCAGUCGUAAGCGAUUCUGUUCCCCGUUUCUUCGUCUGCUCUGCCAAGCGAUUUUGCUCUUCCACUCGCUCAGUGCUCCUUCGUUAUAGACUCUGCUCAUUACCGUCCUUCCUCAUCCUCGCCCUCGUCCUUGUCUCCGUUUUGCAAGGGAUCAACGUGCACCGCUCCUUCCCCCUCUCCUUCCUGUCAGGUGGAUCGGGCACUCCGGCUUCGUUUUCGUAUGGAGCCAGUCACUCUGUGAUCUUGCUCAGUCUGACUCGCGAUAAGGGUGGUCGAGAAGGGUGUCGGAAAGAGGCAGGGCGCGGAGCACUGAAGCGCCUUGCAUUGCUGUCUGGCUCUGUCGCCUGCCGCCCUCGUCCUUACCACCACACGGAUGCUCCAACCCCUCGUACUUACUGCGUUUCACACACAGCACCUCCUUGUAGUGCUCGAUCUCUACCUGCCGCCUCUUCUGCACAGAUGCAGGCGGAGCCACUCACUCGUGCAAGAGCUCGUGAACAGAGUGCUUCCCAACCCUUUACCUUCAGCUUUCGACCUGCGGAUGUGCGACCCCCCAAGACCAGAGCGGCAAAGACGACGCUUGUUCCCGAUGCUCUUUUUGGUUUGUCGAAGGCCGCUAUGGAAGAGCGCAUACGUGCCACGGCGACGACAUCAAGCCAAUCGCCUGUAUUCCAGUCCGCUCUACCCACUGAAUUCUCUACCUUCUUUCGAAGAAAAUACUUUGACGGUGUAGCUCCGACAGAAGCAGACAUCAAAGACGAUGCUAAAGAACGCUUCUACCCGGAGUUCUACGAGAUGAAGACAAGUGACAAGAUCCAUGAGCAGGCGAAGGAGCUCGCAGCCGACGAGCAAGCGUGCGAAAUCUUCCACCACAUCAGCGAAGUUGCCCAGGCGAAUGAGCACAAUGAAACAGAGAUCGCCAGAUCCGUCUGCCUUCUGGCCAAGCUUGUGCGCAUAAGGCUCGGCAACAGCGCGGGAAAAUCGGGGUAUGGCACAUUCGUCUUCCAGGGUGAUCGGCAGAUUUCCAACACAAAGAGCUCAACAAAAUAGACAUACUAGUGUCAUUGUCAGGUUCUCGGCGCGGCGACGACCGUUCCUUCUGGUCAGGAGCCGCCUCUUUUGUGGAAGUCAAGGCGAAAGACUACCUUGACUGGUUAGACGACACUGUCCAACGGAUUCUGCA